Scomber scombrus (Atlantic mackerel) is the source of this 1308-nucleotide messenger RNA. RefSeq names its product RUN domain containing 3Ab (gene rundc3ab). Gene Ontology annotation, cellular component: cytosol. NCBI's taxonomy places the organism in Eukaryota, Metazoa, Chordata, Actinopteri, Scombriformes, Scombridae. The record is from RefSeq and is a predicted model, not a curated record. The transcript is spliced from 11 exons. Bases 1 to 1308 code for a protein of 435 amino acids.
AUGGAACCCGGCUGUGUGCAGGCAGCGAUGGCCAUGCAGGGAGAUGUCUCGAAAAAGGCGUCCGCCCGGAAUGUGGCGGUGGAGAGAAAAAACCUCAUCACUGUUUGCAGGUUUUCAGUAAAGACUCUAUUAGAGAAAUACACAGCCGAGCCUAUCGAUGACUCAUCGGAAGAGUUCAUCAAUUUUGCAGCCAUCCUUGAACACAUCCUUAGUCACCGCUUUAAAGGCUCCAGCAGCUGGUUUGAUGGCCAGAGGAGUUUCUGGGACUUCAUCCGUCUGGCCUGUGCUAAAGUUCCUAACAGCUGCAUCAGCAGCAUCGAGAGCAUGGAAAACAUCAGCACUUCACGAGCAAAGGGUCGAGCCUGGAUUAGAGUAGCCCUGAUGGAGAAGAGGCUGUCUGAAUACAUAGCUACUGCUCUGAGGGACAGUAGAACAACCAGGAGGCUCUAUGCAGAAGGAGCUGUCAUGUUAAGAGAAGAAGCCACAGUGCUAACAGGGAUGCUCAUAGGUGUCGGAGCCAUAGACUUCAGUUUCUGUCUGAAGGGAGAAGCCUUGGAUGGUAAAACACCUGCCGUGAUUGACUACACGCCAUAUUUGAAAUUCACACAAAGCUAUGAUUAUCUGAGUGAUGAUGACGAUCGACAGAGUGUUGACAGCAGCACAAGUGAUGACAGUGUCCCUGAACAUCCCUACAUCCCGCUGGUCACUGAUGAGGAGAGCUGGAGUACAAAGUGUCGCAAGAUGGAGCAGAGGUUCAAGAUUGUCAAUGCUCAGAAGGGUUACCUGGAGGAGCUUGUGCGUCUGCGUGAGUCCCAGCUGAAGAACACAGAGACGGAGAACAAGAGGCUAAAGGUCCGGCUGGAGGAGCUACAGAGUCAGAGCCAACAGGAAAAGAAGGAACUGGAGGCCAUAAUCCUGGAGCUUCAGGAACAACUGACAAGCUUGAUUCCAUGUGACUCCAACCACUUGGCCAAAAACCUUUCAAUCCCCCUCGUCAACCAGUGGCCGGCGCUCCAGCCAUACAACAACGAGGAUGUCAAGCUGUUCCGCAGGAGAAGUUUCCCAAGCACUGAGCUGCUGUCAGUGGAGAUCAGCCUGGAUUCAGACUCCCAGAGGACUGAGAAACAGAAUGGAGGAGCCUGGUGCACAGGUGACAUUUUAGAAAGAAAGGACUACACCCCCUCCAUGAUGGGCCUGUGUGGGUCCUUGGCCUCCAUUCCAAGCUGCAAGUCUCUGGCAAGCCUCAAGUCCAGCGAGUGCCUGGUCAACAUCAGCACAGAGAACAGUCCUGCCCUCUCUCCCAGCUAG